Eimeria tenella is the source of this 192-nucleotide messenger RNA. RefSeq lists its product as uncharacterized. Bases 1 to 192 code for a protein of 63 amino acids. The record is from RefSeq and is a predicted model, not a curated record. The transcript is spliced from 2 exons. Lineage: Eukaryota; Apicomplexa; Conoidasida; Eucoccidiorida; Eimeriidae.
AUGGCUGCAGCAGCAGCAGCACCAGCAGCAGCAAGAAAUCUGUUUACUUGGUCUCUGCAGGUGCGGUGUCUGAGGGACUUAGCGGCGAUGAGCGGCACGGAGCUGCAGGAGCUCCUUGGGCGGGAGGAGGGUCGCCAUCUGCACGCCUUUUUAAACGCCACGAUAUCCGUGGAGUCUCUUGACUAUGUUUGA